Messenger RNA from Stereum hirsutum FP-91666 SS1, 609 nucleotides. RefSeq lists its product as uncharacterized. The annotation marks the transcript as partial. Lineage: Eukaryota; Fungi; Basidiomycota; Agaricomycetes; Russulales; Stereaceae. The record is from RefSeq and is a predicted model, not a curated record. The transcript is spliced from 2 exons.
GCAGUAGGAAGCGGUUACGCGGAAAGCAAGUGGGUGGCCGAAACCUUACUGCUCAAGGCUGCAGACGUACUCGGUGCUCGUGUGACGAUUGUACGAGUUGGCCAACUUUGUGGAGACCGAGCCCAGGGCGGAUGGAACGAGACAGAAUGGGUCCCUGCCAUCGUGCGCAGCGCACAGGAACUCGGCAAAAUCACUUGGCUCCCGGUAGACGUAGCUUCAUCUGCGUUGUUGGAGAUGGCCGGUUCAACGGAGGCGAUCCUACACCUCGUUCAUCCCUCACCCAGCAAGUGGAGUCUCUUCUCCGAUACAACUUCGUCGAUUUUGGGCAUACCUUCUGUUCCGUACAGGGACUGGAUUGCUGCCCUGCGGAAGACCUGGGUCGAAUCAUCGGACUCCGACAAAGCGAUGAUCAACAUCCCGGCUCUGCACCUCGUCGACUUUUUAGCGGAGUACACUGAAGCGGCCAAUCUCUCUGUGGAACGCGCCACAAUUGUCUCCCGAAGCUCGAGAGAUGCGAGGAGAUUAGAUGAAGAGGAUGUGAAGCUGUGGCUCGCGUAUUGGAAGAGUAGAGGGUUCUUGAAGUCUGACGCUUCCGCUCCUGCUGCGUGA